Messenger RNA from Lymnaea stagnalis (great pond snail), 2759 nucleotides. Lineage: Eukaryota; Metazoa; Mollusca; Gastropoda; Lymnaeidae. The record is from the annotation of a GenBank genome assembly.
CUGCCCAUAUCUACCUCACAAACUUCCAUGCCACUCCCCAAACACGGUGACCCGUCGCCAUCGCGUUCGGCCUCCGGCAGGUUACGUGAUCUUCAUCUCACCCGCAAGCCAUUGCACAUCCCUUACAGCGAGUUCGAACCGUACAAAGCGGACAUGAGAAAGCGCGUGGAGCUGACCAGGUCGGGCGGGCUGGACGGACUCCUCAGUAUUCACAUCAUGUCCGGGCAAGGCCUGAAAUCUUCCAAAACCAGUUUGCGAGACCUCUAUUGUGUGGUGGCCGUCGACUCGCUGAACAAAGCUCGGACCAUGAUCAGGACCGGGGCCAUCAACUUUGACUGGGACGAAGCGUUCGACAUCGAUCUGGAGGACUCGAAAGAAGUUAGUUUUCUCAUCUACCACUGGGACCCCAACUACAAGCACCGGCUCUGUUUUCACGGAUCCAUCCUUCUUCCCAGCUACGUCCAGAGCGGCCACAAGAGGUACGUGGCCAUCAAACUGGAACCUAAAGGAAUAUUGUUUGUGGCUCUCCUCUACAAAGAGCCGGCGAUUUCUUUACAGCGUUUACCUUCUAUCAAGAAAAACGCCCUGUUUGGGGCGGAGCUAGAGACGAUAAUUCUAAGGGAGAGUUCUGGGUUGAAUGUGCCCCUGCUGGUUCACAAAUGUGUUCUGGAGGUCGAGAGGCGUGGCUUGGAGACUGUAGGGAUUUACAGAUUGUGCGGCAGUGCGCGGAGAAAAACGAUGCUGAGGGAGGCCUUCGAGACCAAUGCCCAGGCUGUUGACCUAUCACCGGAGAAUGUCUCAGACAUACAUGUUAUUACAGGUAACUAGUAACAAUACUUCUGGGGAACCACAGUUUGCUUUAUUAACAUAUAAGUUAAAGGCUAAAACCGAGGACGGCUGCCACGGAGUCAUUUUGUGUGUUUAUUAUAGUUGCAGUGAAUUAGGGUUUAGUUUAGGUCAGGUUGAGGGAUUGAUAUAGGGUUCAGGUUAGGCAUAUCGAUCGAUUUAGAGAUACAUUCGUGAAAUUCGAUAAAAUAGUGGCAGUCGGCCCCAUUGUUUACCAAGUUAAAUUCCAAUAUGUUUUUUUAAAUAUAUAGGCUAAGUAAUCACUUUAAAUUUUUUUUUAAAAAUUAAUGAUCGCAUAGAAUAAAGAAGUGCUUGCUUGUCACCUGUAGCUUAGGAUUAUUUAGUAAAUUUCAAACAUGGUGUUACUAUAACUAUAAUUAUUAGAAAACAAAAUAAUAAGGUUAACACAUUCAACAACAAAAAUUAAAGUUAGAACCCACAUUUGAUCAAAUGCAAUUAUUUAGUUUAAGAUUUAGAUCUGUGUAAUUUUAGAUACUGAUAGCCAAUGAAAUUGAUAUAUUAGUACAUGUGGCCAAGUAUCUAUAGCCAAUGAAAUUGAUAUUUUAGUACAAGUGGCCAGGAAAAUACUGGCAUACACAAUACAAUUAAUUAACAGUAAUGCUAGUUAUAUGUAAAUUUUAAAAAAAGAAAAUUUGAAAGAUCUUAUCAGGUAAUAUUUUUUUCUAAUUCAAUGCAAUAAUUAAAUAACUUUUAACAUUUUUUUUUAACCUUCUGGGAUUAUUUUGAAUUUUAUCUCAUUGAAAUAUGGUCAUAAUUAAGCCUUUUCCAUCUUUUUGUUAGUUUUUUCUUUUUUUCUUGUUCCCUCUCUUUCUACUUCUUAUUAAAUAUUAUUAUUAUUUUUUUAAAGUGUAGUUUUCUUUUGCUAUAACUUAGGUGUACUAAAGGACUACCUGCGAGAAUUGCCAGAGCCCUUGUUCACUAAUGCCCUCUAUCAGAUGCUCUUGGAUGCUUUAAGCGUACGGCUGCCAUGUGACCCUGAAGGCAGUGCCAAACUCAUGCUCAGUAUUUUAGAGUGCCUUCCAUCUGCCAAUCAGGUUCAAGACAUAUAUAUUAAUUUUUUAAAAUUAAAUAAUUAUAUACCAGUAGCCUACAUUCUGUGCUUCAAAUCUGGGAUGUGGUGUAUGAGAAAUAAUAGAAUGAGAUUCUAAUUCCCGCCAAUGCUAUCUUGGAUAUAAUUUUCAUUUUUCAGAUAAUGACAUUAUGAGCUCUAACAAAUAUUUGACAUUCUUUCCAUAUUUUUUGCACUCCUAAGUUAAAGCAGGAAAAGCGCAUGUAAAGGUUUUUAAUUUACAAGCCAACCCCUUAGAAAGUUAUAUUCCCCUUUGCAUUCUGGGAAGUAAUUUAAUUCACAUUCUGGGUGGGGUGGGUGGUAGGCAGUGUUUUCUGGGAGCUCUGCUUUUCAGCUGGGUGGGUUGUGGCAUUCAAUGUUCAGAGGGCCACAAUGAAGACAGCAGCAAUUUAAGUAUCCUAUCCAGCUUGGGCUUGAGUUAUUAAAAGAAAGAUUGCUGUGACUCUAAAUAUAUAAACUUAUUUAAAUAAUUAAUUAUCAUUUUUACAAAAUCUCUUUCAUUUCCUUCUCAUAUCUAUCACAGAGGCCAUUAUACAUAAAUAAACAUAUGCUUUUGUGAAAGAAAAUAACUCAUUUUUUAUAUCUUUUCCCUCAGGACACCAUGGCACUGCUCCUGAAUCAUCUGCGUAGAGUAGCUGCACACAGUGAUAAAAACAAGAUGCCUAUUGAUAACCUGGCUAUAUGUUUUGGACCUGUACUUCUUUGCCCAGCUCCUAGCUCAACACCUGAUCCUUUAUUGGAUUUCAGAAAGCAUAUCGAGGUGCUUAGAUAUCUACUUGAGAUAUGGGACUAUGAAGGUAGCAACAGUAAGUAUACAAUGUAG